Kluyveromyces marxianus DMKU3-1042 is the source of this 897-nucleotide messenger RNA. It is a transcript of the gene MRPL22, whose product is annotated as mitochondrial 54S ribosomal protein uL22m. The coding region runs from base 1 to 897 and encodes 298 amino acids. Gene Ontology annotation, biological process: translation; ribosome assembly. Gene Ontology annotation, molecular function: structural constituent of ribosome. Gene Ontology annotation, cellular component: mitochondrial large ribosomal subunit; ribosome. The record is from RefSeq and is a predicted model, not a curated record. Lineage: Eukaryota; Fungi; Ascomycota; Saccharomycetes; Saccharomycetales; Saccharomycetaceae. The transcript has a single exon.
AUGCUAUCAAGGUCAAUAAGUGGACUUUUGGGCCUUAGGGUAGUUGGUGCUAGAAGCUUUGGUGUUUCUGCUCUUCACUUGCAGAAGAAUGUACAAGGCUCACUAUUUGGAGAGGUUACUGAGACUGUAGACUUGACUAAGGAUGAUGAUCCUAACAAGAUAUCCAACAAGCUAACCACUGCCACCGAACUAUCUGACGAUUUGGAUGCUGACACGCAAUUAAUUGAGGCAAAAAAGAACAUCACUCCAGCCAACGACAAGCAGUUGCAGAAAUAUAUCGAAGAAAGAGACCCAUUAAUCAAGUCUUUACCUGAAUAUUUGUUACCUAGGGCAAAGAGAGAGUUUUACGAGCAACAAGUGAAACGUAAUGGCGGAUUUUAUGACAAAAGUGUCCGUCCAAAAGAUCCAGCUUUGAGAAUAACGAGAGAAGAGCUUGAGGUUCUUGAGCCAAGUGUUUAUGUUAAGUCAUACAGAAUAAAAUCUUCCAUGAAAAAGGCUACACAAUUACUCAGAUUAUUGAAUGGUUUGGAUGUAAAAAAGGCCUUGACCCAGUGUCAUUUCUCAGACAAAAAGGUUGCACGGGAUGUUGCUGAAUUAUUAGAAAGAGGUAUUGCUGACGGUGCUAAGCUUGGUUUAGACAGUAAUGACCUAUACAUUUCUCAAAUAUGGACCGGGAGUGAUGGCCAAUGGCAAAAACGUAUAGAAUGGAAGGGUAGAGGUAGACGUGGUGUCAUUGAACAUCCAUAUGUGCAUAUCAAGUGUAUUUUGAAAACAAAGAGUGUAACCAAGAGAAGAUUAGAACACGAGGCCAAGCUCAAGGAACAGAAGAAGAAACCAUGGGUUCAAUUGAGCGAUAAACCAAUCAGAGGCUCUAUGGGUGGUGUUUACAAAUGGUGA